AUCAGGGCUUCUGGGAUCCGGCACACUGAUUGGGCCCGGGUCGGGGGCGGGCCCAGGGUAGAGCCAGGUCUCCCUGGCCGCAGUGCCCAGCUGCCUGCGGUGCCCACGGUGGCUCGGAAGGGGGGAGCCACCGUGGAGUCGGGGACAGGUGGAGCAGGACAGUAUUCUGAUGGGUGAGGGGCACCCAGCUCCAAAGCCGGCGCCGGGUGGGCGUCAUUGCGGCCGCUCUGGCCGAGACCAACCCCCGCUAUGCCACCUGCGGGGCUCCGCGAGACCGCACCGCUGGCAGCGAUCGUUCUGUUGGUGCUGGGGGCUCCUUUGGCGCUGGCGGGCGAAGAUUGCCUGUGGUACCUGGACCGGAAUGGCUCCUGGCAUCCGGGGUUUAACUGCGAGUUCUUCACCUUCUGCUGCGGGACCUGCUACCAGCGGUACUGCUGCAGGGACCUGACCCUGCUCAUCACCGAGAGGCAGCAGAAGCACUGCCUGGCCUUCAGUCCUAAGACCAUAGCAGGCAUCGCCUCAGCUGUGAUCCUCUUUGUUGCUGUGGUUGCCACCACCAUCUGCUGCUUCCUCUGUUCCUGUUGCUACCUGUACCGCCGGCGCCAACAGCUCCAGAGUCCAUUUGAAGGCCAGGAGAUUCCAAUGACAGGCAUCCCAGUACAGCCAGUAUACCCAUACCCCCAGGACCCCAAAGCUGGCCCUGCACCCCCACAGCCUGGCUUCAUGUACCCACCUAGUGGCCCUGCUCCACACUACCCACUGUACCCAGCUGGGCCCCCGAUCUACAAUCCUGCAGCUCCUCCUCCCUACAUGCCACCUCAGCCCUCUCACCCAGGAGCCUGAGGAACCAGCCACGUCUCCGCUGCCCCUUCAGUGAUGCCAACCUUGGGAGAUGCCUUCAUUCCUUUACCUGCAUCUGGUCCUGGGGGUGGGCAGGGGCCCUCUAGUCAGCAGGCUCCAGACCAAGUCAAGGCCUGGGCCCUUCUAGGACAGAGCCCAGGGAAGUGGAACAAGAGCCAAGCUGGAACUAGGCCAUGAAUGAGGGGUUGGGAGGAGAGUUUGGGUUGAGGGGCUAUUUUUACUGAGGACAAGGGAGGGAGAUGAUAGCCUGGGUUACAGCCCCUGCUUUCAAAUAGUCCUUCGGCUCCCAGGAUCUCAGCCCAGAAGGCCUGGCCCUCCCAUUUGCCCAUUCUGGGCUGUGGUGGGGGCAGGGAGGAGGCUUCAUCAGCAGCUGGCAGUCGCCCUCCUCUCUGGCUGCCCACUAGCCAGGAUUCUGGCCUGCAGGAUUAAAGUUGUAAAGA
Molecule: messenger RNA, 1301 nt
Organism: Nycticebus coucang (slow loris)
Lineage: Eukaryota; Metazoa; Chordata; Mammalia; Primates; Lorisidae
Gene: SHISA4
Product: shisa family member 4
Exons: 6
Coding region: 250-843 (197 amino acids)
Source: RefSeq, a predicted model, not a curated record